CACCGGCCGCAAUUAUUUGUAUCGACAUUUCGUUUCGAUAAUUCUAGUUGCAAUUUUCUCAAUUCUCAAAUUAAAUACUUUAUAAUGUAAAAAUAUUAAUCCUGCUGUAAUCUCGAUUUUUCUCGGUUAUAGGACCUACAUCUGUGAUCUACAUCCAGCGAAAAUUUAGGAAAGAAGUAAAUAACUGUUGCUGCGUAGUAAAAUUCACUAUCAAUAAUUAGGCAGCAGUUAAUAUGAGUAAUAGAAGAGAAUCUUUUAAAAAAUCUUUGGGCAUAACGGCAUACCCUUGGAGUUCAGAUGAUGAUGAAGAUAAUCCAAUUGAACGUCGGGGCAAUCAAGCACCUCUUAUCGGGGGGCUACCAGUACCCGGGGGGUGUGUAGACAAUGGGAAUAUCCAAGAACCAUCACCAGUACGCAACCGAACAGAACCAUCACCAGUACGCAACCGAACAGAACCAUCAUCAGUACGCAACCGAACAGAACCAACUCUACUUUUUAAAAAAAAUGUAGGCCUUCAUAAUUUACUAGUAAACAGGCUUCCUGCCAACUAUGAACCUUCUGAAAAUGUAAGGGCAAAUAUGCAUAGAAUGAUAGCCAUAAGUGCUCUCAGAAGUAUGCGUCGUCCAAGUGAAACCGGGAGCACUUCACAACCAGGUCCAUCGGGCUCCCGACGUACAUAUGUAGCAGACGUGGUGGGACCAAGAAGGAUUUAUGCAAGGAAAAGAGGGAGUCGAGUACUUCCACCAAGAUCAAGUGUACCUACGCUGUUUUCCGGAACCACGUCGAGCAGUGUAUUUGCUAUGAUUCCACUGAGCACCUCCAUAGAUCGAUCAAUUGAUCACGGCCACAAUAAUGAUAAUCAAACGGAGAAUGAUCAGGAACAAAGACGGAGUGUCUCACCAGAACCCAGUGGAAGUGGAUCCAAUGAAAGCAAUGCUGUGGAAGAAACGGAGAAUGAUCAAGAACAAAGGCAGAGUGUCUCACCAGAACCCAGUGGGAGUGGAUCCAAUGAAAGCAGUGCUAUGGAAGAUGAACAAUCGCGUCGUUCAACUCCGACAACAGGCUCAAGAAGGCGGUGUGUUAAAACAAGAAGUGCGUCACAAACGGAGAAUGAUCAGGAACAAAGACAGAGUGUCUCACCAGAACCCAGUGGGAGUGGAUCCAAUGAAAGCAGUGCUAUGGAAGGUGAACAAUCGCGCCGUUCAGUUCCGACAACAGGCUCAAGAAGGCGGUUUAUUAAAACAAGAUGUGCAUCACAUUUUUCGCUGCCAUCAUUUGCAAGCUCACGAAAUGUUUAUCAAAGGAUUCCUCGAAGCACAACUUCCAGAAAUGAAGCAGUUGACGAAGUUCAGAUUGACGACGAUGAACAAGAAAAUGAUGAAGAACCAGAACGGAAUUUCUCACCAGUAGAAGAACUCGGCGGUUCCAAUGAACACAGAGCUAUUGAAGUGGAACCCACAGCUAGUGUAAAUCUUGAAGACGAGAUCGUCGAGAUUGAAGACGAAGAUGGAGUCAUCAACAUUAGUGAGCACGACACUGCUGAUGUGGCCACGCAAAUACCUGACAUCCCGCCGGACGGACAGCAGCAGCACACGCAGCGCAAUAAGAAGAAGAGAGAUGAUGAUGAUGACAUUAGAGAGUCCGCGUCUGUGAAGGACUUUAAUCAGAAACUGUUGCGCCUGUUGGAGUGCCCCGUGUGCCUGGAGUGGAUGGAAGCGCCGCUGCCGCAGUGCGAGCGAGGACACCUGCUGUGCCGCCGCUGCCGGGCGCGCCUGCCCUCGUGCCCGCUGUGCCGCACGCCCUUCUCCAGCGUGCGGAACCGGGCCAUGGAGGCGGUCGCCGAGCUGGUGCGCUACCCGUGCCGCCACGGCUGCGGGCGCGAGACCCGGCUGCGGCGCCACGCGGCGCACGAGGCCAACUGCCCGGCGCGCUGGUACCACUGCCCCGCCCACGCCUGCUCCGCCAGGGACCCGCUGCCGCUGCCGAGCCUGCGCGACCACUUCCUGCAAAAACAUCCGACAUGGAUAAAGGUCGGUCGUCCUCAGAAGAUGCACAUCAACUUGAUACCUGAACAAAACGAGACGUGGAUACUGAUGUGUCACGAAGAGUUAUUCCAUCUGAAGGUGGACGCCCACCAGCGUCAUGGCGUCGUCUUAACCGUCGCAUACAUCGGGCCCAUGUCGAAAGCCAAGAAGUUCAUUUAUGAGGUAACUGUAGUCGGGUUGCACAACUCAAGAAUGAUCGUGUACAGACGCAACGUGCACUCGGACCUCGAACUGUCGCAAGAUUGCGUGAGCCGGAAGGACUGCUUCCACCUGCCGCCCGAGCAGGCUCUCAACAUGAUGCGCAUCAAGAACCGGCCCAGCGAGCCGCACGGGUCGCUCCAGUUCACCGUGGACGUGACCCGCAGGGCGGCCGCCCCCGCUCCGCUGCCCUCCUGAUCGCAGUGCGUCGUGUACGUCAGCGAGGGCCGCGUGGUGCGCUGCGAGACCGCGCCGCUGCGGGACCAGUGACGUGUGCCUGUGGAGUGUGGACUUUGGGCUCGAAUCCUUUCCCGUCCUAGGGACAAGUUCGAAUUCUGGAAUAGUCACUGUCUGACUAUAUAUUCGUAGAGCCUAUUUUUACAAAAAACACAGAAUUAAAUUUUUGGUAGAGUUAACACAACUUCACAACAAUAAUAAAAACGUUCCAAACCACAAUCAUGUCGAGAUUGAGUUAAGAACCCAAAACUGGUCACGAGAUCAAUAACGGACUGACAAAAAAUGACAGUCCUACUAUCACUCUUUAAAUGACAUCAUGACUUAGUAGCCCAAUCCACAUGUAUGGAAUACACUAAUAUUUAUUUAACUUCCAAACAUGAAUGUGAUGUUUGUGACUUGGAACGUUUUUCAGGAACUACAUCCAAUUGUAUUGUUGGUUCACGUUCUAUUUUCGAAUAAGACUUGAUUGCUUUUUCAGCGCACUAUACCAUAAUUAAAAUCCUAAGAUUUUAGACGUUUCUGAUAAUGGCGGUAAAACGAUUUCCAAUAUGGUUAUAGGCCAUUUUCUCAUUUCUCCUCAUUUUGUACAAAUCUCUAAAUAAACCUAAAGAUUGUAAACAAUAACUUACGACUAACACAAAACAACUGAAAAUGAAAUUGCCAUUUCACACUUUUUUAGGUUUUGAUCAUUAGAUCAGAUCUUUUAUAGAUGUUUGUACAGUUUACUUACUAAACAAUUUGUUUACUUCCGUAAAUAUGUAAAGUGUAAUUAUAAUUAAACUAGCAAUUUUGGAAGACCAUGCGUCGCGGAAAUUUAUUCUUAAUCAUAAUUUGAGCUAUGUAGACUUCAAUUUACGUGACUACUAUAUAUAGGGCUUUUGAGCCCACGACUUCGCCUCGUGCCAACAACCUGAACUCAUAGGAAUGAAUAACAUUCUGUCCUUGGUGAGAACAUUCAGUAUCUUCAGAAUACCUUUAUUAAUAUUGUUAUACUUUAUUGCAUGGAGACAUAAUAAUUGGAAGUUGGAUAACCUUGAGACAGAUGAAAUUAACUCGCGGACCAUUAAUUUUGGCCUGCCUCGAAUAUACAUAAGCAUUUUAUUGCUACAAGUUGCCAUCUGAAUUACCAUUUAAAAAUUUGCUUGUGUACUGGGUUCAGAACAUAUAUAAAUUAAUGAUGAUAUGUCGAUGUACCCAAAAUGUUCUCUCACAUCACUCAGAAGUCAUGCUUGUUACUUCUCGAGUUUGAUUCCUGGUGAAUAAAGAAUUCCAAAUAUUUUUAACAUGUAUAUACUUUUGUGUCUAAUGUGUAUUUAUGUAUAUGUGCAGUUUUUAAUUAAUAUUUAUAAAACAAAUUCUGGUUAAGUAGCUUGUUAUUUUAGAGGGUGCAACGCUAAAAUAACCUAAAUCCUUACAAAUAGUGUUGAUUCAAUAAUUGUAUGAGGCUUUGCUUUUCGAAAAUCUAUUGAUGUUAGAGACUGGAGAUGUUCGAUGGAUCUGGAAUCGCACUCGUCUGUAUGUGGACAGUGCUUAAGAAUCUACUGAUUAUCUUGUGGAACACUUUGGGUGAAAUAUAUUUAUUGUGAUUUCACAUGUCUGGAAUACUUAGUUAUUUGUAGUAUUGGUGUAAUCAUACAUAAAAUAUAGUAUUUGUAGUAUAUUGUACUCUCAUGAGAAUUAUAUCUUAGGAAUAAGAUUUUGAUUAAAAUAUUGUAGAUUGAU
Leptidea sinapis is the source of this 4202-nucleotide messenger RNA. RefSeq lists its product as uncharacterized. The record is from RefSeq and is a predicted model, not a curated record. Bases 234 to 2441 code for a protein of 735 amino acids. NCBI's taxonomy places the organism in Eukaryota, Metazoa, Arthropoda, Insecta, Lepidoptera, Pieridae. Gene Ontology annotation, molecular function: ubiquitin conjugating enzyme binding; ubiquitin protein ligase activity. Gene Ontology annotation, biological process: proteasome-mediated ubiquitin-dependent protein catabolic process; multicellular organism development. Gene Ontology annotation, cellular component: cytoplasm. The transcript is spliced from 20 exons.